UGUCACAAUUGGUGAACAUGUACAUGUGUGUAAGAUAUUGCGCCUAGUUUAAAAUGGCGCGCAUGGGAAGUAUUGUAUGUAUAAUACUGAUUUUGUCUACAACUUUGUGUGAAUGCAACAAUAACAUCUGCGAUCGACGACCAUUGGGAACCAAAACAGAACCACUUCCACCAGACAAUCGCUUCAAAAUCGACAUUGUUGGCAUCAACGACGAUCAGUACAUACCACAGAGGCAGUAUACAGUUCGACUUUAUUCAACCGAUAGCACUUCAACUUUUAUUGCAUUUACAAUAGCAGCGCGCGAAGACACCAAGCCAAACGAGAAGAAUCCUCGAAAGCCAAUUCUCUUAGAUGCCGGCUCCAUUCGAGUUUCACCUGAAUUCCCCUCCAAACCCAGCCCUAAUUGCAAAAACUCUGUUAUUCAGUCUGAUAUUACACCAAAAACAUUUGUAGAGGCAAUUUGGCUAGCUCCUCCAAAAGACAAUAAAUGUGUAACAAUAUAUGCAGUUCUGGCAGUGAAAGAAGAUGUCUGGUAUAAUUUUGAAGGACCUCUGUCGAAGAGAGUCUGUGAAGAUCGUCGUAACGCUGAAGAUAUGCAGCCCGCUGUAAACGAUGAUUGUAGAGUUUGCGAAGACGCAAGAUAUAUGGUGAUGUUUGAUGGCAUCUGGUCUUACAAUACUCACCCGUAUAUGUUCCCCGAGUCGAGAUCAUUAGCACGGUUCAGUGACGUGGUUGGAGCGUCACACAGUAACAGAUACAGUGUCUACCAGUUUAAUUCAGACGCAAGCGCCGGCUUACAAAUGUUGGCCGAACAGGGAAAUACUACCGAACUAGAAAUUGCUAUUCAAUCACAACUUGGAUCAUCUGUGAGGACUAUUAUAAAGGCGGCCAGUCAGCCACAACCAAACAUGGCGACUGUAGCCACAUUCCGUGUCACUAAAGUCCACCACCUCGUGUCGCUGGUGACAGCCAUUCUUCCAUCUCCUGACUGGUUCCUGGGAGUAUCCAAUAUGGAGCUGUGUGACGCAAUAACUAAUAGAUGGGCGCCCAAUUUAACGCUAAACUUGUAUCCUUUGGAUGCUGGUACGGACAGUGGAUUAACAUUUGAGGCACCAAAUGAAGAAACAAUGCCACCACAACCAAUAUCAUCAGCGCCAAUAAAUAAAGACAUACCUAAGGAGCAGAUGAGACCCUUUGCCAAAUUGAAAUUUGAGUUGAUCAGGACUUAUCAAACCCCGGACUGCUCAACGGAAUCACCAGUUGAUCUAAAUUUAGAGGACUCUAAAGAUGAUGAUAAAGAUACGAAUGAAUACGUCGCUCCAACGACUCAAGAGGCUGAGGAGGUUACUAUAUCCAUAGCACCUGGCUCAUCACCGGACUGCCCCAUAACUGAAUGGGAGGAAUGGCUGCCAUGUGAGGGAGAAUGUGAAAACAACAGAUUAAAGGGUUUCCAAAGCCGGUUCCGAUACCAUAUCGUAGAUGGUGUGCCGGUAGGAAAAUACGUUGAAAACGGGCCUAAAAUGGAAGACAAAGAAAUAUCUCCGUACUGUUUGGAAAACUAUCCCGAUAGUGAAACACAGGAGUGCGAAGAAUCAUGUGACGAAGAAGAAGAAACCGUGGCCCAAAGGAGAAUUUGGUGAUGCUUGGAGUAAUAUAUUAUUGUCACCUCUAUAGUUUAUUAAAGCCAAUCAAGAAAGGAAUUUAACAGCAUAGUUUUAAUUAUAAAGAGCUUUAACACAAAUAAAAAACGAUAAUAUUCUGA
Leptidea sinapis is the source of this 1762-nucleotide messenger RNA. RefSeq names its product spondin-1-like. Gene Ontology annotation, biological process: cell adhesion. The transcript has 11 exons. NCBI's taxonomy places the organism in Eukaryota, Metazoa, Arthropoda, Insecta, Lepidoptera, Pieridae. Gene Ontology annotation, cellular component: extracellular matrix. The record is from RefSeq and is a predicted model, not a curated record. Bases 54 to 1640 code for a protein of 528 amino acids.